AUAAACUAGUGCGCGUGUGCAUUUACUUGUAAUUAGAUUCGUAUUGUGGCUAUAUUUGUUGUUACUGUCGUCGCUGUCACUACGAACCUUAACAUUUUGCCGGUUGCCCCUCACACAGCUGAAGGGCAACAGGGACAUCGGCAUUCGGUGUAUGUGUGUGAGUGUGCUGUAAUGUCAGAUUUUUGUUGCUGCCAAAACACAAUUCGUGCCUCAUAAUGGACCGCUCAUGCAAUCAAAACAAACGCAAAGCACCGUUACCAUAAACAAAUAGUAAGUGCGCGCGCGUACACAUACAUACAUUCCUGCAUAUACAUGUGCAUGUACGUAGGUACACGUACAUUUGUAUGAUUGUAAAUUGAUGCGCAUGUGUUCAUUUAUUUAUGUGUGUGUAGAUUUGUGCCUUUUGGUGGAGUGCAAUGCAAAAUGCAGCAUAAAUGAUACAAAAAAGAAAACAAAUUGAAUUAACGUGUAUUCUCGUGUAGUUGUGUGUGUGCGUCAAUUGUUGCAAUUUUUAUAACUGUAAAUAUGCAGUGACUGGCAACGCCCCCAGCGUCGCCCAACCACAACGCCAACAACAAGUGAUUAAAGAAAUUGUGUCGACCAACUUGGAAGUGAUUAAUUUUUCAAGCUCCACACCCAAAAGCAUACACACACACAAACACACACAUGUGUGUAUAAACAAUCGACAAUAGCAAAACACAACAAAGGCAAGCUACAGUAAACGUCCUUGGUUAACGGUAAAGCGCCAGAACGACAAAGCACAGGAAAAGCAAUAGGAAGAAGAGACACGAAAGGCUCACACUCGUACACAUACAUACAUAUACAAAUAUAAAUAGGCACGAACGGCACUCACACACAUUGAAGUGCUGAGCUGGCGCUGAAAAUAUGGCCGCAGCAGCGCCAACAAAAACAACAGAAACGGGAACAGGAUUGGGAACAGGAACAGGAACAACUGAAGCAGCAGCAGCAGCGACAGCAGCGACAGCAACAACAGCCGGAACAGCAUCCUCAAGCGAAGGCAUCGAGAUGCUUAAGGCGCUCUAUGACUUUCAAGCGGUUUAUCCCAAGACUAUCAGCUUCGAUGAGGGCGAAUAUUUUAUAUUGUAUCAGACAUCGGCACGCCAAAGGAAUUGGUGGCAAGUGGUCAGCAUGAAGGGCAACAUUGGCUUUGUGCCAUCGAAUUACGUAAUGAAGAUUAAGGUGGAACAUGAUUUCCUCAUCAGUUUCCUCAACUCGUCCAUUGAGUCGCUGGAGAAGUGCAAUGAGCUCGAGAUCAAUGGCAUUAUGUCCAAAGAUGAGCUGUUGGAGCGUUUGCGUGAAAAGAAGCACACCAUGGAAAAGCUAUAUGCGGAGAGUUCGGAACGCGAUGGCGACUCUUCACUGAGCUAUUCGCACAGCUAUAGCGAAAAGCAACUGACCAAGUGCCACAAACAGCAGCAGCAGCAGCACAGUCCGCCCGCCUCGCAACGUCUGGACAUGAGCAGAAAGAGCAUGUCCAGUCCCGCAGUGGGCGCCAGCGUGCCGCAAGCCAUGCCGGAGUCCCCCAGUAUGGGCACCAUGCAGCUUCAAAGCAGCAGCUGCACGAUACAGACGCCUCAGCAGCAGCAACAGCAGCAGCAACAACAGCAGCAACAACAGCAGCAACAGCCACUGCCACUGCCAGCGCCGCCCGUUGCCGCUGCCAAGACCAGUGAUGUGGCGCAGGACAACAGCAUUACAUCGGAGCCAUCGGAGACGACAACAACCACAACCACGACCAGCGAAGAUGUGGUGACCACCUACAAGGAGACUAGUCAGUUAAGUGCCACUGAUGGCCGCCAUCAGGCGCAUAAUAAAAACGGCGCAGGCGGCGGACGUUCCGCUGGGGCGGCGUCAACCACCGGCAGCGUUCACAAAUCCUCGGGCAAUGGCAGCAGCAGCAACGGUGCCGCUCCCGGCGAACUCCUCAGCCAGACUGUCUACAGUGGACCCGACAAAUCCGAUGGCAGCGACGAGGGUUGCAAUGGCAAUGGGGAUUUUGCCAACAGUGCCGAAAAUAGCCAAGCUCUGGACAGCAUUGAGAGUCCCUCGCAUCGUGGUGGCCUCCAUGCGAGUGCUCAGCUCAAAGUGGAGUCCUCAGAUGUUUAUCAGAUUGUAGACGCUUUGCGUCGCAAUACAAACCUUAGCUUUGACCUCUCCUGCGAGGCACUGCGCGUGGUGCUGACUAGCCUGGAACAGCUAUACAAUGGUGCCAUCAAUCCUUACCUGGAGGCUGUGGCUGUCCAUGUCACCGGCAAGGUGGCCACCCCCAAGGAGCUGCUGGGCAUCACGCACGACUCGAAGCGUCUGCAGUAUUUGUUUUCCCAGCUGGCCGACUGCAAGAACGAUACGGAGCAGCGCACUUGGAUGCUCUAUGAGGACGAGGAGGACAUUUUACAGUUUCUCGAGGAGCUAGUCGAGAUAUUGAAUAAUGCUGACGAAAAUAUCAGCUGCUAUGAGAUGUCCUGCGAUCAAUAUCAGAUGUUCAUCAACCUCGUACAGUAUUAUCAAAUGGAGACGCGCUGGUCCAUCAAACGCUUGCUAUUAAAGACUUUCACUGCUGCCUGUCAUCUGGACCACAUUAUAGUGGACAUAUUGCUGACUUCGGUGCUGCCACUAGAGAUUGUAGAAGACAUGAAGACCCACUUUUCGAAUUUGGAUCGUUUUAAGCAGCUGGUGAAUAUGUUAACGAUAAUAUUCUCGCUAGGCCAGGCAAUGCCGGUUAAUCAUCAGGAUUACUUGGGAGUGCAUUUUGCAAGUUUCCUGCUCGAAAUAGUCGAGGGCAACAAUCCGGAGGUGCUGGUGGAUAUGGUGAUUGCCCUGAUCCUGGCAUUCAAUCAGCAGUUCGGCGAGCAUACGGUGAACGUCAUCAUCGAGGCGAUGCAGAACCUACCCACGGCUAAGGUGUUCACAGAGAAGCUGCUGUUACUCUUGAAUCGCGAGGAUGAUCCCACGCGCAUGCUUAAACAUCCCAAUGAGCAUAUGAAUACGGUGCUGCGCAUGUUUAUAGACAUUUUCAGCCAUCCGGAUACGGCGGGCAUGUUCUACACGAACGACAUUAAGGUGCUUAUAGAUAUUGUGGUGCGUCAGCUGUCGGAUCUUGAUGCAGGCAGCCCGACACGUCCCUGCUAUUUGGAGCUGUGUCGUCGCAUCUUGCGAAAUACAAACUAUCAGGAGCAUCAGCAUCGCAAACACGACCUCAUGAAGAUCUUCACGCGAAUCUUUUGCGAGGAGACCGAAUGCAGCGCCUCGGAUCAGCAGUUGGUGCGCGAAAUAGCAAACGAAUUUCCGCAGUUGUUCAAAGCAUAAAUCCAAAAUAGAGAUCAUUUAACUAAACCAACCAUUUUAAUUGUGAAACGUUGCUAGUGAGGUCCAUUACGGGCCAGUCGAAUUUUUAGAUUGUCUAGUUUUAAACAUAAACAGAACAGAACAAAAAACGGAAAAAAUAUUAGGCUGUGCAUUCGAAACAAAAUGCUCGCUUACACAAAACCAUACAUAUGUAUGUCUUUGGAAAAAUUGUGUUAAUCCUUGGAAUAUUUUCAAAACUAUAAUAUGUUAUUGCAUUUGAUUUAUGUCUAAAUUUCUAGUCAAACGCUAAUUCCAAAGAUACAAAUUUGGUUUGCAUUGUAAGUUUGAAUUCUAAUCGAACGCAGCCACGCAAUUGUGUUUUGAAUUGAACUUUUGAAAUUAGUCUUAAAACAUCGAUUUGUAUUGUAUUGUAGGCUCGUCGUAUACAUAUAUACUUACAUAUAUUCUGUUCAGUGCUCUGUAACAUUUGCAUCUACCACAUCAAUUUAUCUUAUGAACAUAGCUCUUAAGUGUCUCUGCGAAUUGGACGUUGUAGUACUGGCCAAUUGAGCUCUACUACUAGAUUUACAGCAACAAAAAAUACGAAGAUACAUACAUACAUUUAACGAUAUAUGGGGAAAAAAGUCAUAGCACAUAUAUAUAUAUAUAAGACUAUAUAGUCUUAAAUAAAAUUUGUUAACAUUUGAUAGGCAGGCAUGCAUAGGAAAACGACGAUUUUUAAGUAUCACACAGAAAUUGCAUUCAUUUGUUUAGCCAAAGAUUUCAAUUGCAAAAUCGAAAAUUAACUGAAUAUAACAAGAAAUUGAUAUUUAUAUUAUAUAAAUAUAUAGGUAAAUAUUAAAUGAAAUGUUUAUUGAUAUCUAAAAGCAAAAGACAAAACC
Messenger RNA from Scaptodrosophila lebanonensis, 4208 nucleotides. Its product is annotated as NCK-interacting protein with SH3 domain. The transcript has 9 exons. Gene Ontology annotation, biological process: endocytosis. Gene Ontology annotation, molecular function: protein binding; Arp2/3 complex binding. The record is from RefSeq and is a predicted model, not a curated record. The coding region runs from base 886 to 3327 and encodes 813 amino acids. NCBI's taxonomy places the organism in Eukaryota, Metazoa, Arthropoda, Insecta, Diptera, Drosophilidae.